AUGACUUUAUAUAUUAAUAAAUUGUCUUCUUCUGUUGAUCUUUCUUCUAGCCAUCCUCGUUUAUAUUCCACUGCCCAAGUUACUGGUGCAAGUCAAUACUCUAGACGAUCCAGUCAUUUUGUGUAUGCUUCUACUGCUUUGUUUGCAGCUACUGGAUUAGCUUCCAUCUUGUUGGCUGACGAGCGUGCCGAAGGACCAAUUACUGACAGCGAUCCUAUGCGAUUAAGAAUGGAAGCAUUUGUAAAAGGACUUCAAAAUCGUAUUGUGUCUGAUAUUGAGCAACUGGAUGGUAAACAAUUUACUCGUACUGCUUGGCAACGACAAGAAGGUGGAGAAGGAAUUACAUGUGUACUUCAAGACGGCAAUGUAUUCGAGAAAGCUGGUGUUGGCAUUUCUGUUGUCUAUGGUCAACUUCCCAAGGCUGCUGUGGAACAAAUGCGUCAUGAUCGUGGUAAAGAUAUAUCUGCAGAUGGCCCUGUUCCUUUCUUUGCUGCUGGUAUUUCUUUGGUGAUUCAUCCUCGCAACCCCAAUGCUCCUACUGUACAUAUGAAUUAUCGUUAUUUUGAAAUCGAGAAUGAAGAUGGUUCUCCCAAAAUGUGGUGGUUUGGUGGUGGUUCCGAUUUAACUCCUAGCUAUCUAUUCGAAGAUGAUUGUAUUCAUUUUCAUCAAGUUCUCAAAGAUGGUUGUGACAAGUACGACAAAAAGUAUUACGGGAACUUUAAGCAAUGGUGUGACAAGUACUUUUACAACAAGCAUCGCGGUGAAUCUCGUGGUAUCGGUGGUAUCUUCUUUGAUGAUUUGGACGACAAACCUGCAGAAGAAGUAUUCAGCUUUGUCAAAGAAAUGGGAAAUCGUUUCACUCAAUCUUAUUUACCUAUUGUGAAAAAACGUAUGAACAUGAAGUUUACCCCGGAAAUGAAGGAUUGGCAACAAAUCCGUCGUGGUCGCUAUGUGGAAUUCAAUUUGGUAUGGGAUCGUGGUACAAAGUUUGGCCUGCAAACUCCUGGCGCUCGUAUUGAAGCUAUUCUCAUGUCCUUACCAUUGACUGCUAGAUGGGAAUACAUGUAUGAAGUGGAAUCUGGAUCUCCUGAAGAAAAUUUGGAAGAAGUACUCAAGAACCCCGUUGACUGGAUUCCCUUGGAUUAG
This is a messenger RNA of Halteromyces radiatus, 1146 nucleotides long. RefSeq names its product Coproporphyrinogen III oxidase. NCBI's taxonomy places the organism in Eukaryota, Fungi, Mucoromycota, Mucoromycetes, Mucorales, Cunninghamellaceae. Gene Ontology annotation, molecular function: coproporphyrinogen oxidase activity. The transcript is spliced from 2 exons. The coding region runs from base 1 to 1146 and encodes 381 amino acids. Gene Ontology annotation, cellular component: mitochondrial intermembrane space; cytoplasm. The record is from RefSeq and is a predicted model, not a curated record.